AUGGACGACAGUGUCACUAGAAAGCAAUCGGCAGGCAGCAUGGAACUAGACCUUUCGUCUUCCCAACAAACAUCCCAGCCCGCACAAGAUACGUCAAGCUGCUGGGCGACAUCGACGGCGUCUGCCGGAAUGGGUGCUUUUGGCUUCACAUCCGCGCCUCCUGAUAUGUCGAUACCAUCAUUCGACCCAGCGAUUGCUGCAUUCGCCGACAUGGCUUUUACGCCGCCCCUCCAGGCACCAUCGUCAUCCGCUUUUCCUGCGGAGAAGAACACAAUGACAAGCUUACGGCCCGAUUCAAUUCAAGCUCGGUACUUUCACGACAAGAAGAGGAUCAAGGUCGAACCGGAUACCUCGGCCUUGGAUUCCAUAGAUUACUGGGUAUCAUUUGAUGACGAUUUGGACAAGAUGGGUAGCUUUGAAAUUGAUUAUUCCAAACGACCUCAUCCACUCGGUCAAAGCGGACCUGGCAUAGUAUGCGACUCGAUACCUGGCCUUGGUAGCGGACUGUACUCUACCUCGACCGCCCCAUUUCGAGAAGAAGACUUUUUCGACGACAGUGCCUUUGAGCAGGCCCUCUCAGACGACGAGGAGAUGCUCGAAUCCACCGCCAAGCCAGGAGAGAACACGACACAACUAGAGAAUACAUCAGCAUCACAACAAGCCAUCAACAAUAACGGGCCGCUUUCUAUCAGGUCUCAAGAUGCGAACCGUUUUGAGCCUGGGCCACGCCCACGGCUUGAACCAGCACAUAAAGAUGUAUCCAAGGAAAUGAGCCAGACCUACCCGCAAGGCCCGGAACCCGACGUCGAUGAACAGCGACGCUUUCUGGAAGAAGCGUUGCACUCUGGUAGAAUUCCUGGGGCUCUGAUACCACCCAACGGGUUCGAAAUAGGGUUUGGUGCUGGCAUGGGAUGUAGGCCACCGCAGGAAUUCAUGAACCGGCCGUUCAGCCCGUCGGGGAAGCCUGCAGAGAGUCAAAGUACUUCAAGAGGCACCAGCAAAACGCAAACCGGCGAGGUGACGGAUGAGACGGCAUCGAAACAGCCGACCACGAAACGGCCAACGACAACAAGAACAGGCUCUUCGAAGAAAUCAACCACAGGAGGAGCAUCAAAGCCUCGAUCUGCGGAUCGAAUAGCUCACAAUGAUGUCGAACGAAAAUAUCGAACAAAUUUGAAGGACAGGAUUGCCGAGUUGCGCGCAGCAGUACCUUCGUUGCAGGCUUCUGGAGGUGACGGAGACUCGGAAGGCGGCUCCGCAGGUGGUCAGCAAAACGCCGCCAAAAUUAGCAAGGAACCCGACAGCGUUUCUGUCCGCCCCUUCUGCUCGAUCGCUCAUGACCCGCCGGAAUCCUAA
This is a messenger RNA of Metarhizium album ARSEF 1941, 1356 nucleotides long. Its product is annotated as Helix-loop-helix DNA-binding domain protein. Bases 1 to 1356 code for a protein of 451 amino acids. NCBI's taxonomy places the organism in Eukaryota, Fungi, Ascomycota, Sordariomycetes, Hypocreales, Clavicipitaceae. The transcript has 3 exons. The record is from RefSeq and is a predicted model, not a curated record. Gene Ontology annotation, molecular function: protein dimerization activity.